AUGGUUAAGCUGCGAAAAGCCAUGGAGGAGGAGCACAAGCAUCUGCUUGAGGCAACCGAGGGUGGUGAGUGUGCUGAAGCAGCUGCCAAACCAAAGAGAAGUUUCUAUGCUGCGAGGGAUUUGUACAAAUACCGACACCAGUACCCACAGAACUUCAAAGAUAUCCGGUAUCAAAAUGACUUCAGCAAUCUUCGUUUUUAUAAGAAUAAAAUUCCCUUUAAGCCAGAUGGUGUUUACAUUGAAGAAGUUCUGAAUAAAUGGAAAGGAGAUUAUGAAAAGCUGGAGAACAACCACACUUACAUCCAAUGGCUCUUUCCUCUGAGAGAACAAGGCUUGAACUUUUAUGCUAAAGAACUAACUACAUAUGAAAUUGAGGAGUUCAAAAAGACAAAAGAAGCAAUUAGAAGAUUCCUCCUGGCUUAUAAAAUGAUGCUAGAGUUUUUUGGAAUCAAACUGAUUGAUAAAACGGGGAAUGUUGCUCGGGCGGUUAACUGGCAGGAAAGAUUUCAACAUCUGAAUGAAUCUCAGCACAACUAUUUAAGAAUCACCCGCAUUCUUAAAAGCCUUGGUGAGCUUGGCUACGAAAGUUUUAAAUCUCCUCUUGUAAAAUUCAUCCUUCACGAGGCGCUCGUGGAAAACACCAUUCCCAACAUCAAGCAGAGUGCUCUGGAGUAUUUUGUUUACACCAUCAGAGACAGGAGAGAAAGGCGAAAGCUCCUGCGGUUUGCCCAGAAACAUUACAGGCCCUCAGAGAACUUCAUCUGGGGGCCGCCCAGGAAGGAGCAGGCGGAAGCCAAGGGCCAGAGAGCGGCUGCCCCUCCGGCCUAUGGCCACAGCGCGCAGAAUUCUGGGCACAAAAAAGCCAAGGACUCCAAAAAUCCCUCCACAGCUGUUCACUUAAACAGCAAAACAGCCGAAGAGAAGAAGGUGGCCCCCAAAGAGCCCGGGGAAGGGACCGAGAGGCCCAGACCGGAGCCUAGCGGUGACUCUGCAAAGCCCAUAAACUCACAGGACAGUGAGGCUGACAGUGCAAAAUCGCAACCUGAAAAUACAGCUGAGAAUGCCGCAGAAAAAAUGGAGAGUUCCUCCCCGCAAGAGAAAGAUGAAGAAGGUGAGAAUCAGAGUGAAGACUGCACAAAGGCUGAGAGUACCAGGUGCGAUGAUGAGGUUCCGUGACAGAAAACCACAACCCGGAGGGAAACACUGUCUAGGACGUUACUUACCAGAACAGGGUCAACGUCAUGUCCCAUGCGUUAGCUGUCUGUUUGUGAUUUCUGUCGUCAGCCUUUUGUUGUUUUCUUAAUUUUUUGAUCUCAUUGAAUCGGAUAUAUAAUAAAUUUUAAGGUGAGCGCCAAUGAAUGAAUGUUUAAGGAUGUGUUUUCAGAGUCUCUGUAUGACUAAGGUUAUUUUCGAGACCUCUAGAAAAAUCACCUACUAUUUGGUUUAUCAAAUACUUUGCUCUAAGAGAUGAGCCUAAAGUGAAGCAAAUCAGUAGAGUAAUUCCAUUUUGAAGCCGGAAGAAAGAGUUUGAUCUUCUCAGAUAUAUUCAGAAAAUGAUUUGGAUUCUUUGACUACACACCUCCGAGGGCUCAGUUUUAGAGUCUCAUAGUGGAGUGGAUGUCCCUGGAAUCUCGGCCCGCCCAGCUCGCUUAGUGGCUCUCCGUGGCUCCCUGUCACCUCCACCACCCUGGCCUCCACCUUCUUCAGCUGCCAUGUGCAUUUCUAGUGCAUUAGAGUGGUCUCCUGUGCUAACGUCUGAGUGACAGAGAAGACUUUUAUUGUAUGAUUUCAGAAAUCUUUAUUUAAAAUUAUGAAAAUGUUUUCUCCAUUAAAGCUUAAAAGCGAAUUUUGGUGCCGAAGUUAUAAAAGUAGUUUGCUUAUUAUGGCUACCCAAUAUAGGUUUUGCGGUUGCUUCAGGGUGUAGAUGACUGAAAUGUUAAACAGUGAGAAGGGAAAUCAUUUAUUUUUAAAAGUCAUUCCUCUUGCACUGUCCAUUAGCAGUAGUGCCUCAACUGCUAAUAUCUUGCUGUUAUGUAAAUUACGAAUUUACUGACAUUGCUUUAGUUCUCAAUGUCCCAGAAAAAAUGUGUAUUUAUGUAAUAUGCAACUUUAAGUUGUCAGACUCUGAAAUUGAGAACAAUUUGAAAUUCCAUAUACUCAGUUCUAAUGAGUACUGAACUUGUUACAUAACGUUGGUCAUAAACAAUUUUGUUUCCUACAGCACUAUUACUAAUUCAUCCAACAUGGAAAUCAAACACUGACGAGAACUUGAAACUGUACAUACAAUUAUAGACAAGGAGUGAGUAGAUGAGGCAUUUUCACUUUAUUUCAGUUACAGAAGAAUUGACGUUUUUUUUAAAAAGAAAUGUUUUG
This is a messenger RNA of Octodon degus (degu), 2373 nucleotides long. It is a transcript of the gene Ogfrl1, whose product is annotated as opioid growth factor receptor like 1. Gene Ontology annotation, cellular component: membrane. NCBI's taxonomy places the organism in Eukaryota, Metazoa, Chordata, Mammalia, Rodentia, Octodontidae. The transcript is spliced from 7 exons. The record is from RefSeq and is a predicted model, not a curated record. Bases 1 to 1176 code for a protein of 391 amino acids. Gene Ontology annotation, molecular function: opioid growth factor receptor activity.